AUCCAAUCGACAGGAGAAGGAAGAUGGCCUCUUCGGAUAUCGCCUCGACUUCGUAUGUAGCUGCAAGGGACUAUAAAGCAAGCUUGCCGGCCCACGAUGCAUUACCAUACUAUGACGAUGAAAUAGAUCGGGUUGGAAUGCGUGCAAAAGUGGAACGUGAAUUGGCAGCAGAGAUGAAGAAUGGUGGUGAAAUGGCAACAUUUGAUGAAAGCAGACUUCCACCAAAGAUAGAUUUUUUUACAAACAACCCCCAUCUACUCGAACAAUUGGAAAGAAUACAACAAUUUAUCCCACCUAGCGCAAUUGACACACACCGAUAUCGAAUGGACGAUCCAUCCGAUCCAAAAGAUGAAAAGGCAUGGGAAGAAGCGAUUGCAAAUGCAGAAGCACAAUUGAUGCAUUCGGAUAUCCGAUCGACAAAUUUGGAGUUGCUCAAGAAGUUCGGUUCAAAUCAAUGGCGCUUACACAAUUUCCAACAAGAGGCAUUCGUACGUGCAUUCACACAAGAAGGAGAACGAAUAAAAUCACAAUCGGACAAUAUCAACCGAACCAGAAAAGCCGAGCAAACGCAAGCUGGAGAGGAGCUUUCCCGAUUGAAUAAACGCUGGGCAGAGCUUCUGAAUCGAUCACUAUCAGUUGAGCUGGCAAACGUUGUUGCACAAGGCGAUAUAGAGGAGCUCCAAGCACGUAAAGCGAAAUUGCAAAAACGUCUUGCUGAACUAGAUUCAUCGGCAUGACAACUGUAUUAUAAAUUCAAUCACUGUACAAUAUACAAAACUAUGAUACAUUAGAGCAAAACAUAUUAAAAAU
Messenger RNA from Meira miltonrushii, 810 nucleotides. RefSeq lists its product as uncharacterized. The transcript has a single exon. NCBI's taxonomy places the organism in Eukaryota, Fungi, Basidiomycota, Exobasidiomycetes, Exobasidiales, Brachybasidiaceae. Gene Ontology annotation, biological process: mRNA processing. Gene Ontology annotation, cellular component: precatalytic spliceosome; Prp19 complex; catalytic step 2 spliceosome. The record is from RefSeq and is a predicted model, not a curated record. The coding region runs from base 24 to 737 and encodes 237 amino acids.